Messenger RNA from Esox lucius (northern pike), 9681 nucleotides. RefSeq names its product signal-induced proliferation-associated 1-like protein 2. NCBI's taxonomy places the organism in Eukaryota, Metazoa, Chordata, Actinopteri, Esociformes, Esocidae. Gene Ontology annotation, molecular function: protein binding; GTPase activator activity. The transcript has 25 exons. Gene Ontology annotation, cellular component: cytoplasm. The record is from RefSeq and is a predicted model, not a curated record. Bases 1008 to 6209 code for a protein of 1733 amino acids. Gene Ontology annotation, biological process: regulation of small GTPase mediated signal transduction; activation of GTPase activity.
AAUACCAUGUCUAUAUUUCAGAUGAUAGGGCUAUUCUAUUGUCUGUUAAUUGGCGACUCUCACACCCAGAGAUAAUCUUUGUCAUUGUUACACAUCUGCGUUGUCCGUUUUGCCCAGUCUAGACUUAAAUGACCGAAUUACGAACAUUGAUAUGUGAAUCUCCUCUGCUCUCUUGACCGCUUCGGGGUUUGUCUGUAUUUCAUUCCAACAAAUCAUCGGAAGAAGGAGGCGGGGAGGAGCUAUUCCGUCGGCGGUGCGGCUCUGCUCUGCUUGGCUGUCAUCCCCGGACCACAGCGUUGUUACUGCACAGCAGCCGGAGAAGCUGAGCGACAUUGCUAUAGCCGGUUUAUGGAAGUUCACAGGUUGUUGUUGGACCAAUUCUGUGGAUGAAAACCUUUCAAUUUAUUGAACAGGAUGAUACCCAUCUCGUCUAUCUGGAUAUUUAUAAAUUAUUCUGCUCUCCAGUGAAAGAAAGAUGGUGAAUGCAGUUGAAGAUGUAUCUCUUCAGAGAGAGGCUGAAGGUUGAGCUGAUCUUUAGAGUAGAUCCGAUCCAGAUCCGAUCCAGAUCUGAUCCAGAUCCGAUCCAGAUCCAGAGCCCCUCCAGCAGUUCUUCUGAAAAGACCCUUCAUACGUUGCCUUGUAAACCGAGAUGAUCGCCUGUUCUUACAGACCAUGAAAGAAGAGUAAUAAACCUUGGGAUUUAAGUAUAAAACUUUCUGCUGCAUCUCCUCAGCCCUCCUCACACACUAGCUGGUCCCUGGACGUCAGGUGUCCCCCUCAUCCUAUCAGAAGAACUUUGUGAGGGAUGGACUUGUGACAGCGGUUGAUCCCUCCCUUGGCUCAGGACUCAGGUGUUCUGCUCCUCCAGAUCUAACACCAUGUAAUGUAGGAAGAGUGGUGUGUGGAUCGGCUAUCUGGCUGCAGGGUAGGGUGCGGUUGACCCGAUAACAGAUCCACCAGAUCCACCUGCAGGGAGAAGUGGAGAUUGAGGGCAGGACCAGAGAGCCAUGCAACCUCAGCCUGAGGAAUUGUUCACCAGGAAACUAAAGGCCUUGAAUGGCAGCAUGGGACCCCCAGCCCAGGGGACAUCACAGGCCAGCAAGCAGACUGAUGGUGCUAAGACUGGUGGAACAGGGAACCCGGCUAUGCCCAAGAUGGGUAUCCGGGCACGGACAACAGAUUGGCCGCCUGGAUCCCGAAAAGACAGAGGACCACAGAACUCCCCAAACUAUGACAGAGGUUGGGAGGGAGGACCACAGAACUCCCAAAACUAUGAAAGCGUCAUCACAGCUUUCCACAAUGGCCAGCAGCCUCUAGACCAGUCAGGAGAGCUGGUAGACUCAAGUGAUCAGCCCCUUCCAGACAAUACCUACAGUGAGACAGGGGAGAAAGGGGAGGAGCCCACAUACAGUCUGGCUGACCUAUUGGGUCGAUCCCCUCUAAAGGGGGCGGGGAUCCACACUAUUCGGCAGCGUUCGAACAGUGACGUGACCAUCAGUGACAUUGACAGCGAGGACAUCAUCAUGGAAUCUAAUGCAGUGAACCCAAAUACCGGCGCAGCUCUCCACCGGGAGUACGGGAGCACCUCAUCUAUUGACCGGCAGGGUCUGACCGCCGAAGGGUUCUACACCCUGCUACGGGGUUACCGCGUCGACACCUUAGACAACACCCUCCACACCCUGACACGCCCUCAUCACUCCAUGCCCCACCCACAGCUGGGCUUCCCUGAGCUGCGUCACCGAUAUGACUCCUCCCUCUCUCCUAGCCUGCAGGCGGCUACCCAGAUCUCUAGAGGGGAGAUUGUGAGGAUGUCAGGGUAUGACUACGUAGACCCCUCCCUUUUCUACAGCCGGGAGAGAGAGAAGGGAGGCAUGGGGCGGCUCAAGUCCGACUCCUCUGAAAUGUCUCUCUUCAGGAAGCUGAGGACAAUUAAGAGUGAAGGUGACGGGUUCAGGCUGUCUGUGGAGCAAGAGGACCGGAGACCACUCAGCUUCCAGAAGUGUUUUGCCCACUAUGACGUCCAGAGUGUUCUGUUCAACAUCAGUGAGGCAGUGGCCAGCAGGGCUGCUCUCAGCCAGAGGAGGAACAUGACCACAGGAGCUUCAGCUGCUUCUCAGUACCACCCUGGGGCCAGCACUGGAACCUCCAUGUUUGAUUCUCCUCUGGGCUCCCGAGAGGACCUGAACCCCAAAGAAGAUCUAAACCCUGACGAGGGUGAUGGAAAGAGCAAUGGGAUGGUCCUGGGCUGCCCCCACUUCCGCAAUGAGAUUGGAGGAGAGGGAGAGCGAAGGAUCAGUCUUUCCAGAGCCAACAGCACCUCGUACAGUGGAGGUGGAGAGAGCUGCAGCUUUGAGUCGUCUCUGUCUUCCCACUGUACCAAUGCAGGGGUGUCGGUCCUGGAGGUCCCCAGAGACAGCCAGCCUGUCCACAGAGAGAAGGUCAAGAGAUAUAUCAUUGAACACAUUGACCUAGGAGCAUACUACUACCACAAGUUUUUCUACGGAAAAGAGCAUCAGAACUACUUUGGCGUGGAUGAGAACCUGGGCCCUGUAGCUGUUAGCAUCAGGAGAGAAAAGCUGGAUGAUGGAAGGGAGAAGGAAGGAAUGCAAUAUAACUACCGGGUCACCUUCAGAACCAGCCAGCUGACCACUCUACGUGGUGCCAUCCUGGAGGAUGCAGUCCCCUCCACCGCCAGACAUGGAACCGCCCGUGGCCUCCCAUUGAAGGAGGUGCUGGAAUAUGUGAUGCCUGAACUCAACAUCCAGUGUCUCCGACUGGCCCUCAACUCCCCCAAGGUCCCUGAGCAGUUACUCAAACUGGAUGAACAGGGGUUGAGUUUCCAGCAUAAGGUAGGGGUUCUGUAUUGUAAGGCUGGCCAGAGCACAGAAGAAGAGAUGUACAACAACGAAUCAGCUGGACCAGCCCUCAAUGAGUUCCUGGACCUGUUGGGGCAGAGAGUAAGGCUGAAGGGCUUCAACAAGUACAGAGCACAGCUGGACAACAAGACUGACUCUACAGGAACGCACUCUCUCUACACAACCUAUAAAGACUAUGAACUGAUGUUUCACGUUUCCACAAUGCUGCCAUAUACACCGAACAACAGACAACAGCUGCUAAGGAAAAGGCACAUAGGGAAUGACAUCGUCACCAUAGUUUUCCAGGAACCUGGGGCGCUUCCUUUCACCCCUAAAAACAUCCGCUCACAUUUUCAGCAUGUCUUCGUCAUAGUCAAAGUCCACAGCCCGUGCACAGACAGCGUGUGUUACAGUGUGGCAGUCUCCAGAUCUAAAGAUGUUCCUCCAUUUGGUCCUCCCAUCCCCAAGGCGGUGACCUUCCCCAAGUCUGCUGUGUUUCGGGACUUCCUCUUAGCCAAGGUAAUUAACGGGGAGAAUGCUGCGCACAAGUCUGAGAAGUUCCGUGCCAUGGCAACCAGAACGCGCCAGGAAUACCUCCGCGACCUGGCAGAGAACUUUGUCUCCACGGCAACCAUGGACUCUGCUGUGAAGUUUAGUUUCAUCACAUUGGGAGCCAAAAAGAAAGACAAAGCCAAGCCUCGUAAAGACGCUCACCUCUUCAGCAUCGGUGCCAUCACCUGGUCCGUCACCGCCCGAGACUUCGGACAGUCAGCUGACGUGGACUGUCUCUUGGGCGUAUCUAACGAGUUUAUAGUUCUAAUAGAGGAGGAGUCAAAGAAUGUGGUAUUCAACUGUUCCUGUCGCGAUGUCAUCGGAUGGACCUCUGGGAUUACGAGUCUGAAGAUUUUCUAUGAGAGAGGGGAGUGUGUGAUGCUGUCUAAUCAAGACGGCUGUGGAGAAGACAUUCGAGAGAUGGUGCAGAGACUGGAGAUUACGACCCGAGGCUGUGAGACAUCUGAGAUGACUUUGCGUCGGAAUGCUCUGGGCCAGCUGGGUUUCCAUGUGAACUUCGAGGGCAUUGUGGCAGACGUUGAGGCCUUUGGGUUUGCUUGGAAGGCAGGGCUUCGCCAGGGCAGCCGAUUAGUGGAGAUCUGUAAGGUUGCUGUGGCAACACUGACCCACGAACAGAUGAUUGACCUCCUGAGGACCUCUACCACAGUCAAGGUGGUGAUCAUACAGCCACAUGACGACGGAGCCCCACGCAGGGGCUGUUCGGAGCUCUACCGUAUCCCCAUGGUGGAGUAUAAGGUGGACAGCGAGGGAACACCCUGCGAGUACAAGACCCCCUUCAGAAGAAACACUACCUGGCACCGUGUUCCCACGCCAGCAGGCCAGCCCCCUCCCAACCCCACCCCCCCUGGACGCAGCUCCCCGAGCCAGGGACACCCUGACAGAGUGGGACAGCAGGUCCUCCAGCAGGGGCAGCUGGCAAUCCCACGAUCCACCUCCUUUGACAGGAAGCUUCCAGAUGGAUCCAGGGUUGAUUGUGACCCUCAGUUGACCUUGUGUAAUAAAGGAGACCAACACUACCGAAGUUCCCCUAGCAACCAGUCAUCAUCCAGUGACCCUGGACCCUGCAGCAGCGGAGCCUGGACCCAGCAGCCUGGAUACGAAGGGUGUGCAUCUCCGGGCCUCCAGGAGCGUUCAGGGGAUCUGCAGGGAGCAGAGUGUGAUGUCCUCAGAGAACCCACCCUGGAGCGGACACGGUCGGUUGAGGCCAAGUGGCACAUCCCUUCAACAAAGAUCCUCAACUCCUUGAAGCAGAGAGAGGGCUGCAGGGAGUCACCUAGCAAGCUGAACAGGCCUUGUGAGAAGAUGUCCAGCCACUCUAGCAGUAACACCCUGUCCUCCAACGCCUCCUCCAGUAACAGUGACGAAAAACACUUUGGCUCCGGGGAUCUGAUGGAUCCUGAGAUCCUCGGGUUGACCUACAUUAAAGGAGCGUCAACAGACAGUGGCAUCGAUACCAACCCCUGUGGAAGGCUGCUUUUACACGGGGGGCGCGGCAGCGAGGGUAGUCAGCCCUGGGGGGGUGAAGUAGGACAACCAGAGGAUGGCGGCGAAGGAGAGGAUCCUGGGAAACUGUACCUGCCACAGGGAUAUGCCUCGGCCAUCAUGGCAGGUCACGUGACAGAGGGAAGCAUUGGGGACCUGAGCGAGAUUUCCUCUCAUUCUCAUUCCUCUCACUCCAGUGGGUCCCAUCACAGUGGUAGUCCUCUAGCGCGGGGUGCCCGCUACCGCAUGUCAGCUGACUGCUACAGGGUGUACACAAUCCCUCAGACCAGCUCAGGGAUUGGGCCAGGGCCGGGGGCGUGGCUGGAGGCCGGCGGAGAGACACGCCCACUUCCCGGUUCUGAACACAUGGAGAAGACUGAGGAGAUGCGCACUAACCAGUCAGAGUGUGGAGGAGCUGAGGGCUUGUUAGAUUUCCUCCUUAAAACGCUGUCUGAGCGGUCCAGACAGCUAUACUUGCAGGAAGCAGCAUGUCUUCAGGCAGCAGAGAGGGAGAGAGAGGCCAAGGUCCUGGAGAGUCUCUCUAAGGAAGAGUACCUAAAGAUGAUGCUACAGGAGAGCGCACCCCGGGAGGAUGGACAGAGGAAGAUGUCCGACAGCAUUUCUCCUCGGCGUUCCCUGUAUCGUACCCUAUCAGACGAGAGUGUGUGCAGCAGUAACAGGAAAGGCUCGUCGUACGCCAGCUCCCAUAGUUCCAUGCUGGAUCAGGCUCUGCCCAGCGAUAUACUGUUCAGUACCACGCCACCCUAUCAUGCCACUUUGCCCCCACGUAUGCCCAGACAGGGAGGCUCCAACCUCAGGAAUGAGUUCUGGUUCUCUGACGGCUCAUUGGCUGACAGGUCAAAGUUCACCGACCCCGGUCUCAUGCCUCUCCCUGACCCUGCCUCAGGUCUGGACUGGUCACACCUGGUGGAUGCUGCACGCGCCUUUGAAGACCAGCGGGUGUCGUCCUUCUGCACCAUGACAGACAUGCAGAGGGCUGAAGCUCUGCAGAUCUCACAGGAACUGACCCGACGUGUGGCCGCAGCUGAGGGCGCCGCCCUGGAGGCAGGGAGCAGCUCUCCAUCCACUCUGACUGGUAAAGUUAACCAACUGGAGGUGAUCCUUAGACAACUUCAGUACGACCUGAGAAAGGAGAAGGAGGAUAAGGUGUUACUGCAGGUGGAGGUUCAGAACCUGAGACAGGAUAACAUGAGGCUCCAGGAAGAGAGUCAGACUUCAGCCGCUCAGCUCAGGAAGUUCACUGAGUGGUUCUUCCACACUAUUGACAAGAAACCCUAAGACUGCCACCCCUGCAGACUAAUGUCCCCCUGGGGGCAACAGAACACACGGAGAAACAUCCUUUACUGCCCUCCUGGGGGCAACAGAACACAGAGACCCUGUUACUACUGACCUAUUACUUCUGCGCUGAGGGCAACAGAACAACAAGACAAAGCCUCAGCUAUUUGUAAAAUAAUUCACCAUAGAGGCCACACAAUGUUACAGGGGCCAUUCUAUUCUAAAUCUCUCUUGCUAAGAUGUGCUCCAGGACUGAAUAAAAUCCUCUGCUUUGAGAGAGGCUGUAUCCAUCUAGUGGAAACCCUUUUCUAUUGCAGGACAAGCUAAAAAAACAACUAUGGUUUGCCCUGGCAGCAGCUGGACAGACCAUUGGGAUGGAGAAAGUCAACCAGUCACAGGCCCUGAUAUCUGUUUGCCCCUAUAAGAAUCCUCCCAGACCCUGCCUGUUCCUGUGGAAAACUGCUGUGGUAUUGGAAUGUAAACCCUAUAUCUACCGUACUGUACUCUAGUGAAUAAAACAGUAUUCUACUGUAGUAAAUUACACAGUGCUGUAUUCAACUGUGGUGAAUUAAACUGUACUCUUGAUUUCUGGAUUAAACAGUGCCAUACUCUACAGUAGUGGAUUAGACUGUACACUAAUGUAGUGAAUGAAAUAGUACUGUGUUAUACUGCAGUGGAUUAAACUGUAGUAUAUUACAGUGAAUUAAAUGGAAUUGUACUCUACUGCAGUGAAUAAAUCAGUACUGUACUAUAGUGAAUUCAACCGUACUGUACUCUAACUGCAGUGGAUUAAAAUGUACUGUACUAUAGGUAAUUAAACAGUACUCUACCCUGCUGCAGUGGAUUAAACAGUACUGUACUAUUGUGGAUUAAACAGUACUGUACAAUAGUGAAUUUAACGGGACUGUACUGCAGUGAAUUAAACAGUACUGUACUCUCCUGCAGUGGUUUAAACAACAAUGUGGUAUACAGAAUUAGACAGUACUCUACUGCAAUGGGUUAAACAGUACUGCACUAUAAUGAAUUUACCAGUACUGUCCAAUAGUGAAUUUAAUAGUACUGUACUCUUCUGCAGUGAAUUGAAUAAUACUGUACUAUAGGGAAUUUAACAAUACUCUACUGCAGUGACUUAAACAAUACUGCACUAUAGUAAACUAAAAAUGUCUGUGCUAUAGUGAAUCAAACAGUUCUGUACUCUCCUGCUGUGGAUUAAACAGUAAUGUAGUAUAUAGAUAAUUAAACAGUACUCUACUGCAAUGGCUUAAAUAUUAAUGUAGUAUAGAAAAUUAAACAUUACUGUACUCUAAUCUACAGCAGUGGAUUGAACAAUAAUGUACUAUAGUGAAAUAAAAAGUACUCUACUGUAGUGGAUUAAAGAGCAAUGUACUCUACUGCAGGGGAUUAACAUAUACUGUACUCUACGGCAGCAGAUUUAACAGUACUGUACUGUGAAGCUGUAGUUAAACACAUUAUCUUUCACACUAUCUCCAUGGAUACCAAGGGCACUACAGUACAUGUUGCCUAGUAAUAGUGAAUGGGAUGAGGGAUGGUGGUAAUAGUGAAUGGGAUGAGGGAUGGUGGUGAUAGUGAAUUUGGAUGAGGCAUGGCGGUGAUAGUGAAUGGGAUGAGGGAUGGUUGUAAUUGUGAAUGGGAUGAGGGAUGGUGGUAAUAGUGAAUGGGAUGAGGGAUGGUGGAUUUAGUGAAUGGGAUGAGGGAUGGUGGUAAUAGUGAAUGGGAUGAGGGAUGGUGGUAAUAGUGAAUGGGAUGAGGGAUGAUGGUAAUAGUGAAUGGGAUGAGAGAUGGUGGUAAUAGUGAAUGGGAUGAGGGAUGAUGGUAAUAGUGAAUGGGAUGAGGGAUGGUGGUAAUAGUGAAUGGGAUGAGGGAUGGUGGUGAUAGUGAACGGGAUGAGGGAUUAUGGUAAUAGUGAAUGGGAUGAGGGAUGGUGGUGAUAGUGAAUGGGAUGAGGGAUGGUGGUAAUAGUGAACAGGAUGAGGGAUGGUGGUAAUAGUGAAUGGGAUGAGGGAUGUCUGUCAUUUACCAUCUACUAUCUGACAAAGAGGCACCACAAUGACUACACUUAAUAUCUGCUAUUUGCACCAAGGAAUUCACCUGGCAGACCUGGACUGUGAAGCUGCAUUUGGAUGAUAAAUGAAAACAUGAAUGUAGCUCAACUGACCAUACAGCUCAAAUGCUGUUUGGCUGAAUGGUUCCUCAAUUUUCCCAAAGUCACAAAGAAACAUGUAGAAACUGACAUGAUACUUUAUUCAAAAACAUAGAAACUGACAUGAUGUUUUAGUCAAACACUUUUUAUAUACAUUUGUUCUAGCUCUUUUCAAUGUUGUAAUAAAGAAUCACAACACAUGGCAUUAGUGUUGAUGUUUAGAGAUGCUCUCCUCCUUUCACAUGUUGUUACAUUCAGUUGCAAAAAUGUUGAAGCUAUUUUGAAUACAGUCCUUGAUUUCUUUGUUUCUUAAAUGAUCAUGUCUGAACUACAACAAAGGUGUUGCUUUCAAUUGAAACUGGGAAAAAUGAUAGUAACAAGGUUUUGAUUCAGCAGUGUGAAGACAUUGGUCUGUCACUGUCACCAUGUCUUAGCAAUAAAACAGUAGUAGUCAUUUAAACAUGUUGUGUUUAAAGUUAGCUGCACCAAUGUAAGCAGGGUUGUAUUUGAUCAUGUCCUAAAAGAGGAAGAGACUGUGCCUCUUGACCUGGUUCCCUGGUAAACACAUGCCUUGUCCGGGGCUUAGCUCUGCUGAUAUACACACCUGGUAACAGUCCUGUACAGCACUCUUUUCCCUACAUAGUACACUUGGUUUGCUCCAAAAUGGAAAAAAGUAGUGCACUUAACUCAAGGUAAUAGGUUACCAUUUGGGACAUAAGGCCAAUGCAUACUCACAGUAAAUGUAUGUAUCCUUAGGGCUCUGGGCAGAUGUAGUGCAUUAUGCACGGAAUAGAGUGCCAUUUGGGACACCAACCUAGCCAACCACACUCACAAUGCCAAAAUGUUUUUCUCUGUGAACUAAAGUGUCUUGUAUUUACUAUCACCUUUACAUUGUUUUAUUCUGUUCAUUUUCUAAUCAGAGUUUCAAUUUUCAGCACCAACAAGAGAACAUGUUAAGUCAAUGUUGUAAAUGAUGUAGCUUCAUUUCUAGGCCAGAAUUAUAUUGAGAAAUAUAAGUUAAUAUAUUAGACUGCAUAUGGUACAUAUUCCCUCAAAAGUGCACCCGUUUGACCAUAGCUCUGUAGUGUGCUAUAUAGGGAGUAAUUAUGUGCCAUGUAAAACAGUCAAUAGUUAUGAGUUAUGUUUUGGAGGUUAUUCCAACAUUUGGAUGCUGCUACAUAAACACAGUGGGUUGGUUUGUUCCUUUUUAGAAGGAUGAUGUUUAUAUCUGUUGAAAUGUUUUGUCUGUAUUAGUUGAACUUUUACAGCUAAGAAACAUGCUGGGUUGUUUUGUUUUUUAAAUAAAUGUAGUAU